This is a messenger RNA of Pomacea canaliculata, 3903 nucleotides long. RefSeq names its product syntaxin-5-like. Gene Ontology annotation, cellular component: Golgi membrane; endomembrane system; SNARE complex. The transcript is spliced from 11 exons. Bases 181 to 1266 code for a protein of 361 amino acids. Gene Ontology annotation, biological process: vesicle fusion; endoplasmic reticulum to Golgi vesicle-mediated transport; intracellular protein transport. Gene Ontology annotation, molecular function: SNAP receptor activity; SNARE binding. The record is from RefSeq and is a predicted model, not a curated record. Lineage: Eukaryota; Metazoa; Mollusca; Gastropoda; Architaenioglossa; Ampullariidae.
UGCGCAUGCGCUCUGACGUCAUUUAACUUCCUGUCUUCGUGGAACGAUUUCUUGGCAGAUGACUACUACAACAAACGUAAAGGAGAGUUACUAACAUGUUUUGACAGAUGUGAGAAAACUGGCGAUAUCUUAAUUUCAGGGGAGAGAUCUUCAUUGUGGAACGUGUAUUAUGCAAUAUCAAUGAUAGCUAGACGUAGAAGAACCAACUCCGGGUCUGACAACAAGCAGCCUAACUUGAGUUUUCAAGGACCUUCUAGUGGGAUAUACCAAGCAGGGAAUCAAGAAAAAAAUUACACUUCCCCACCUCCGCCAGUAGCUGUAUCACAAUCAGACCCUGACAUGACUUGUCGAGACCGCUCCAAUGAGUUUAUGUCUGCAGUCAAGCUACUGCAAUCUAGACAGCAGGGAAAUGGUGUUGCACAUAGGCAAAACAGAGCUUUGCAGCAAAGAAGUGAAUUUACACAGAUUGCCAGGCAUAUUGGUAGAGAUCUUGCCAACACAUACACAAAGCUGGAAAAGCUCACAAUAUUGGCCAAGCGAAAAUCAUUGUUUGAUGACAAGCCUAUUGAGAUUCAAGAGCUUACCUACAUCAUAAAACAGGACAUCAAGAGUCUUAAUGACAAAAUUGCUCAGUUGCAGACACUAGCCAAGUCACAGAAGACUCACAAUGGUCACCAUCAACAUCUUCAGACACAUUCCAAUUCUGUUGUUGUUGCACUUCAGUCUAAACUAGCCAGCAUGUCCAAUGACUUCAAGCAGGUCUUGGAAGUCAGAACAGAGAAUCUGAAGCACCAAAAGAACAGGCGCGAUCAUUUCUCUCAGUCAGUUGCUUCCACACCCACAUUACCCCCGUCAGCACUGCAGGGCCACACAGGUUCAGUUCUCCUGCAAGAUGAGGCCAAUCACACAGGGGAUUUUUCUAUAGACAUGGACGCACUUAGCAGAGGACGGACCCAGCAGCAGCUGGAGUUAGUGGAUGAGCAGGACGCCUAUAUCCAAGGAAGGGCAGAAACAAUGCAGAGCAUUGAGACAACCAUUGUUGAGCUUGGCAGUAUCUUUCAGCAAUUGGCUCACAUGGUCAAAGAACAGGAAGAGAUGGUUCAGAGGAUAGAUUCCAACGUUGAUGAUGCCUCAGUGAAUAUUGAAGCAGCUCAUUCAGAGAUUUUGAAAUACUUCCAAUCUGUCACAUCCAACCGAUGGCUUAUGAUCAAGAUCUUUGCAGUGCUUAUAAUUUUCUUUAUUAUAUUUGUUGUUUUCAUGGCCUGAAUGUGAAAAACCUUGGCUGAAUAAGUUCACUUGAAGUUGACCAAAUGCACACUUCAGUACACUGCAUCUCCCCUUUGAGAGUCAAAGCAAGUAGAUGCCAUGAAAAUGGAAAGUGGAGGGAUUACCUUUUUCCUAAAUAAAUGAUUUCAUAAUUGUUCAAUAACAACAUUAAACAAUGGCAUCGAUGUCAAAUAUUUCCAUAAAAUAACUUUCAGAAUAGCCUUAUAAUGGACAUGAAUACUGUCUUCACUGAUGUGAAAUAGCAUCACCAGAACAAUACAGUGGACUGUCCUUAGGAAUAUGUUGGGGGAUCAGUUUUACUUGAAAAUAUUUGUACUUGUUUGAAGUGCUGUAUUUUCUUUAUCUGCCAUACUUUUGUGAUAAUGACUUCUUUAUAUCAGAAGGUAAUUUUGUUACCUUAGAGAAUUUAGUAACAAAGUGCAUUAAGGCACCCUGCUUUUUUUUUUAAUAUACAAAGAUAGUCCAGUGAGAAGAAGCAAUUAUUUUCUUUCUCCCUCAAUGUUUAGUUCCAAUUUGAAUCCUGUCAUACUAAACAUGUGCCUGUAUCUGUUGACAUAAACAUGCUCAUACAGCUGCAUGUAGGGACACCCAUACACCCUCAUUUAUCAUUAUUUCCAGUUUGUAUAAAGUCUGCUGUAGAAAUUUAUUCCUGAUAAAUUUGUCACCGCACUGCAUCCAUUCAUAAAAGGUUUAUUGCCUUCGUAUGAUAAGUAGGCUUUAUUCAUCGACCUAUUUAUUUGGGAAUGGAUUCUUUUGAUCUCGGAAAGUAUGUCUUAAAUUUGUUUCAGACCCUUUUAGAGUAUUGCCUGAAAAUGUAGAUACACCCAUUAUGGCUUUAUAUAGCUUUUGUCUUUUUUUUUUGGUGGGGGGGUCUUUUUUUUCCAACAUGCACUUCACUGAAAUCACUUGGAAAAAUUUGUGGAUAAGUUAGGUAGAUUUUGUAAAUAUCUUCAAAGUAUAAAAGUUGUCCUCUGACAGUGGUGAGAGAUCUGCACUUCUGUCUUCUGUAAAGCCAGUAUUGUAGAUUUGUUUUUAGGUGUGUCUACCAUGAUUCUUUUAUCUGCAUGCUGGAACUUCAGUUACAAUGUCAUCUAUUGUAGCAGCCAUGCUUGCUCUUUUUUUUUGUUUUGUUUUGAGGAUCAGUCAUUUUUUACAUGCAACCCAUAAAGUAGAAAUGUACAUCAUGACAAAUUUCCAGUUAUUGAGUGCUGUGGUUAUGUAGAUGAGGGUCUGUUUACAGUUUUAGAUUCUACUUUAACAAACAGUUCUAGAAGGGGACCCAGAUAAUGAAAAUUACUGACAUCCACUCUCAAAGUUUGAUUCAUAUUGUCAAGGACUUGUUUACAUUUGAUAUCACAUAGUUGGUAAAGUUGGUAAAGACUUUUUAACAAUGCUGCCUUGUCAUUUUUGUCACCUGAUGUAUUCAGGAAGACAUUUAUGACUGCUAGUGCAAGAAAAAAAAAAAUACAAACUCAUAUAUGUUAUUUGUAACUGGUAAGUAAACCACAGUUUUCAGCAAAGGAUUAAUUAAAGGAGAUGAUGCAUGCUGCUGUUCUGAUCCAAGACAAAUCACAUUGGUACCUGUCUUUGUAUGCUGCCAACAUCGGACAUUAUUCAGUAUUUCUCCAUUUCUGACUGAUUUGCAUCAGACGAGUGUCAUUAAAUAUAAAAAGUGACCUGAGUAAUGCAGUCAUUAGACAAUUUCAAGAGUAGCAGCUGAACAGGACCAUCUGCUAUCAAAAGAACAAGUUUCUCCCAUGAAAGAUGUUGUGUUUACCAAACAGUGGCUCAGGAUCUAAUAGCAGUAGAGUGUAAGACGAGUGUGGUUGUGAAAUUUUGGCUUGGUACAUUGAGGUGCAAGCAGUAAGGAAAUGCAGGUGUGUGUGUGUAAAAGGGAGGUGAUGCUUUAGAAGAUACCCAAACAAAAUGGAAGAUAAAGCUUUUUUUAUGAUAUUUAUUAUUUUCAUAAAAAAGGCUAAAGGUUCCAAAUGUUAUGACUGAUCAGCGUCUUAACACUAGGGGAAGCAGACUGUUGUACUCCUGUGCUUUACCAAAACACAAGAAAGACGUUUGUUGCAAAGAAGUGUUUCUUGAUGCACAGUUUUAUUGUGCUACUAAUCAACAUUACUUCUGUACAAGUGGGAGACCUUUGGGUGAAAUCUAAUCCAGUUUGAUUUGGUUUUUAAAAAAAAUUGAAGUAGUGUAUUUGAAAUACACAGAACACCUAUGAAUGGCGUGCUGUAAAUAAUUGAUACAAAUCAUUUGUUGACUCUGGUGCAGGAAAAAAUGUCUUAAUGUUUAAUAAACUGACAAAUGUCUUGCUGUUUGUGAGACACUCUGGAACUGUGACACUGAGUCUAAAAAACUGAUCUAUAUUUGUGACUGGAUAGGUUUUGUGCCAAGUUGCCUUCAUGACUGAAAUGAGAAGGAACAGUGAAGACAACAUCCCUGAUUUAUUUCACGAGACUCAUUUAAGACAGUGUUAUCCUUAAGCAGUUCUGCUCAAAGUGUUUACCUCCUAGAGCAGCUGUAAAUCUAUUGUAAAAUACAAUCUUACAUUAUGUCAUUUGUCUGCAUUUUUAAUGUGGGAAAUACAAAUUAAAAUAUAUAAAUUUG